AUGAAUCGUUCAUCAUCAAUUGAAGAAGCACGUAUUGUACGUGUUAUUCUAUUAACAAAUAGAAUAUUUCCAUUAUUUAUUUUACCAUUAGCAACAAUUGGUAAUUCACUUUGUUUUCUUGUAUUUUGUCGACCAAAAUUUCAAAAACGUUUAACACGAACAUCAUCAAUAUGUAUACGUUUAUUAUGUUUAAAUGAUUUAAUUUUGUUAUAUUUAUUUACUAUUGAUGUUUUAUUAAAAAUUUAUAUGAAACCAACAAUACGUAUCUAUUCAACACCAAUAACAUGUCGUUUAUAUAAAUAUAUACGUUAUUCUAUGUUAGAUUUUUCAGCUUAUUUACAAUUAGGUUUAACAACUGAUCGGUUUAUUUGUUGUGUUUAUCAUACAUAUUAUUCACGUUGGUGUAAACGAAAUUAUAUAUAUUAUUUAUUAUCAAUUGCAUUUUUAUGUAUUUUUAUUAAAAAUUCAUCUUUUUUAUCAACAUCCUAUGGUUAUUAUUCAGUCAAUAAUAAAAAUCGUACUAGUGUUAAAUGUUCAGUUAAAAUAAACGCAGUUUAUUUUACAAUGUAUAUGGCAUAUGGACAAUCUUUACUUGAUCUUGUUUUUAUAACUUGUUUACCAUUUUUUCUUAUACUCUGUUUUAAUUCACGUGUUUUAAGAGAAGUUUUACGUUUACGUACAGAAUGUUGGAGUACAUUAACAAGAUUAAUGCAUAUAACACCAGAUCCAUCUGAAAGUGCAAUUAUAAUAGCAACAGAUAGAAUAGCAUUACAAACCUUAUCAUCAUCAUCAUCAUCAACAACAACAACAACAACAGUUAUUUUAACACGUCAUCGUGCAAAACAUCGACGUCUACAUUUAACAUUUGCACUUGGUUGUAUAUCAUUUAUAUUUAUAUUUAGUACAGCACCAUAUAAAAUAUUUAAAAUUGUUGAAAGACAUGAUAAAGUUAUACGUGAUCAAUAUAUGAAUGGUACAUCGAAAUCAGUUCAGAUGCAAUUAGCUGAAGUUAUUAUUGAUUGUUUCGUAUAUUUAUCAUGUUCAACACCAUUUUUUGUUUGUUUUGCUACAUCAAGUAUGUUUCGUGAUGAAUUACGUCUAGUAUUUCAAUAA
Molecule: messenger RNA, 1113 nt
Organism: Rotaria sp. Silwood2
Lineage: Eukaryota; Metazoa; Rotifera; Eurotatoria; Philodinida; Philodinidae
Source: the annotation of a GenBank genome assembly